This is a messenger RNA of Marchantia polymorpha subsp. ruderalis, 592 nucleotides long. The record is from the annotation of a GenBank genome assembly. NCBI's taxonomy places the organism in Eukaryota, Viridiplantae, Streptophyta, Marchantiopsida, Marchantiales, Marchantiaceae.
AACCCCAUGAUGGUCACCUUGAGUGGAGGACGAUGCGGCAUGACAAACAAGAGGGUCAACGGCCGCUAGUACUUGAAAGCUAGGCAGAGCUGAGCAGCAACGCAGUGCUCGUAUUACAAAAGAGGCUGCUCUUAUGGGCUUCGAUCAUGUGAAACAGCUCAAGCCCCAGCUUGUCAGUGGAGGUGGCGUCGCAGGUUCACCGUUGAUGACAUUGCUUGAAGCAAAGCGGUGUCAUGUGGGUGCUACUAUGAAUGGAACUUCACAAAUUUCGUGAGAUUCUCCAUUCCUGCUACACAUCGAUCUCAAGACAAGCGGGCGGUUUUGUGCUCAAAAUGGUCGGGAUCAGACUUCAGCAAAGCGGUCGUUGUCAACAUCCCAACCAUGGUUCAACAAUAGAGGGAAAUAAAUCGCCAAUAACCUAACUCUCAGUAGUGAGGUUGUUGGCCGGGAUAACCUAGCUUUCGUUACUCAGGUUGUUGGCUUGGAUUUGAAAAAUGAACAGUAGUUCAUUCCUAGCAAUAACGAGAUUGUAAUUUUAUUGAAUGAAGAUGAUUUGAUAUACAUUUCGAAGUCAAUAAAUGUAGAACCCUCU